AUGUUAGUAGUUCACGUACAAAAAUUGUAGGAAGACGUCGAAAAACCGCGGAACUCUUGGGCCGUUGUGACUGGCGAUCAGCUGAAGAACUAUAAAAAACAAGACUGGAAUCAGCUUCUGAAGAACAACAAUAUUGUCUUCGCGAGAACGAAUACUGAGCAGAAGUUGGAGAUUGUGCAGGAAGUGCAACGACGUGGAGAGACUGUAGCUGUGACCGGCGGAGGAGUCGACGAUGCUCCUGCUCUGGCUCAUGCGAAUGUUGGAAUUGCGAUGGGACAGACUGGUUAGAAUUGCGACUGAGAAGUCUGAGAACUGAGGUCAAAUAAAUGGAAAUUUUGUAGGAAGUGAUAUUGCCAAACAGACUGCCGAUAUUGUUCUGUUAGAUGAUAACUUUGCCUCGAUUGUGAUGGGAAUCGAGGAAGGAAGGCUUUUGUUCGAUAACUUGAGGUAAGACGCAAGAGAAUAAUCUUUUUGAACUGUUCCUCUUCAGACUUUCCCUCGCCUACACAUUUGCCCAUCUGUGGCCUGAAGUCUUCCCCAUAAUGAUGUCGUUUAUGCUCGGUCUUCCACACGGGUUAUCGCCUCUUCAAGUGAGUAAUGCUCCGCAAUUCUCCGAAGUUCCUCUUCUUUUCAGAUUCUUUCCGUCGAUCUUGCGUCUGAAAUGCCUCCAGCAAUAUCAUUGGCCUAUGAACAGCCUGAAAAUGACAUAAUGCACACUCCUCCACGAUCUCGAACGGCUAGACUACUUUCGAAAAGUCUUCUGGUUUACGCGUACAUCCUGGCCGGCUUUGGUAUUACCAUUGGAUGUAUUGCCGCAUAUUUGAGUGUUUAUUGGUUUGUGUAGAAAACUUUAUAAGUCUCAAUUAAUACUAAUCAAGUUCAGCUACCACAACAUUCCGAUCAGUGAUAUUCUGUUCACUGCUGAACAUCACUGGAAGAUCGGAGCCCGGAAUUUCACGACGAGUCAAGGGUUGACGUUCGAUGAGCAACAGCAGUUGUUCAUCAAAGGACAGGCCGCUGCCGCGUGGCAAAUCACUCUUGUCAUGUCUCAAGUGUUCCAUCUUUACAAUUGCACAACACGACGAGUGUCCGUCUUCAGGCACGGUCUCACAAACAUCGUCAGCGUUUUCGCAGUCCUUAUUGAAGUUGGUUACCCAGUUUAAUCCACCUAUAUAAAACUACGGUCACUCUUACAGGUGCUUCUUCUGCUCAUGUUCGUGUACACUCCAGUCUUCCAAUAUAUAAUGGACAUUCACACUCCACCCGCCCAUGUCUGGGCCAUUGCCCCAAUAGUCGGUCUCUAUUUGCUCACAUUUAAUGAAAUGAGAAAGUAUUUCAUCCGAAACUUCCCUAAAAAUAAGCUUGUUAGAUUGAUAAAAUGGUAG
Messenger RNA from Caenorhabditis sp. 36 PRJEB53466, 1385 nucleotides. Lineage: Eukaryota; Metazoa; Nematoda; Chromadorea; Rhabditida; Rhabditidae. The record is from the annotation of a GenBank genome assembly.